This is a messenger RNA of Rotaria sp. Silwood1, 360 nucleotides long. The record is from the annotation of a GenBank genome assembly. NCBI's taxonomy places the organism in Eukaryota, Metazoa, Rotifera, Eurotatoria, Philodinida, Philodinidae.
AUGAAGAAAGUCGUAAAUAUUUUGAAAAGGACAUCUCAUAUCUUAUAUGCUGAACAACCUCAUCAAGUUGAACCAGCUUAUGCUAAUUCAAUUCUUAUUACAAUACGUUAUAGUUUAGCUCGUGUAUGCGAAGCAUCAUUUGAAUUUAAUAAAACUGAAACAUUAUAUAAAGAAAUUUUACGUGAACAUUCCAAAUAUGUUGAUUGUGUACUUCGUUUGGGUUCUAUGGUACAUGAUCGUGGUCAAAUUUAUAGUGCAUCUCAUUGGUUUAAAGAUGUACUGGAAAUUAAUCAUAAUUCACCGAAUGCAUGGACUAUGAUUGAAUAUAUACAUGCGACAAAUCAAGAAUGGAGACCUUGA